Haliotis rubra (blacklip abalone) is the source of this 4977-nucleotide messenger RNA. Its product is annotated as histamine H2 receptor-like. The record is from RefSeq and is a predicted model, not a curated record. The transcript has 2 exons. Gene Ontology annotation, biological process: G protein-coupled receptor signaling pathway. The coding region runs from base 1330 to 2517 and encodes 395 amino acids. NCBI's taxonomy places the organism in Eukaryota, Metazoa, Mollusca, Gastropoda, Lepetellida, Haliotidae. Gene Ontology annotation, molecular function: G protein-coupled receptor activity. Gene Ontology annotation, cellular component: membrane.
UGCCUGGACACUAAGUCUCUACCAACUGUAGCUCACUUCUUAAAGUGGACUGUCGGCGCCAGGCUACAAGACUGAUCGUCAGAGUUGAUCGGGUUCCUGUUUAUGUGCUGACAAGGACCUGUUACACUUCUGUUAGCAAGCAGCUGGAGAUGUGGUAAAAACAGUUAGGUACUUUGUAUCAUGACAUUUGUGUGGUGUGAGGCCGGAGGGACUGUUGUGACACAAGGUCCGAAGGAAACACAAAUGUGUCAUUGAGUGUGUACUGCACGGAGAGCAUAACGUUUAGAUGACAGGUGAUGCAAACUGGGGACUUUGUUCAUUAAACUGAUUCAGACUGCUUCAACACUGUCAGUCUUAAAGGAUCUUAUUAAGGUUUCUUUGAGUGAUGGGCGCAGCAUGGAAGAAUCUGGAUCUAAAGAACAUGUCUGCCGGCAUCAUUUCCAUUAGAUAAUACCUGCUGUCAUCACCGUGCAGAUCAUACAGUCCCAGCCUCCCUCCCACCAGCGGCCAAGAGACUGCAGAUCAUACAGUCCCAGCCUCCCUCCCACCAGAUCAUACAGUCCCAGCCUCUCUCCCACCAGAUCAUACAGUCCCAGCCUCCCUCCCACCAGAUCAUACAGUCCCAGCCUCCCUCCCACCAGAUCAUACAGUCCCAGCCUCCCUCCCACCAGAUCAUACAGUCCCAGCCUUCCUCCCAGAUCAUACAGUCCCAGCCUCCCUCCCACCAGAUCAUACAGUCCCAGCCUCCCUCCCACCAGCGGCAAAGAGACUGCCGCUGACAGAGCACUCAACUAUUGACAUCACCAACUCUGUGGCCUGUUACAGGUAUAGCAUUAGGAUAACAUUGGCCAGCAUCAGGAACAUGUUACCAGCAGAGUUAGACAGUGGCAAAUGCUGAUGGCAGACAAUAUUGAUGGUUGACACAAGCAAAACUUGAUUGUGGACAAGAAUGUUACAAAACAAUUAAGGCCUCAAAGGAAAGUGAAAAUUUCAAAUGAAAAAGACCUGGGGUUCAAACAUCAGUUUCCACAGAAAUAUGAAUCUUUUCUGACUAGAAAGUGUUCGGUUUGAAAGAAGAUCCAAAGACUGUCAGAAAGUGUUUUAGAUGUGAUUCAAGAUGUCAGCUUAUUAACUAUGGUCUGUAUAAUGGGAAACUGGACAGAAUCUUAGUCAAAGGAUACUGACUAAAGACAUUUCCAGUGUUCAGGAAACAAACAAUAGUAUUGCUCCUGGCAACAUUGAAAAAGUAUAAAAAAAAUAGAUUUGACAAUAGGUGUUUCUUGAAGAUAUCUUCCUCUCAGACUUCUGAAACUUCAUCAAUAGUCCACAAUGUCUAUGUUAAACAUGAGUACAGAGGCAACUUUGACAUCUAACCUGACCCAGAGGAUAAUGAGGACGUGGACCCUGGAGGAGCGAGCACAGCUGAUUCUCAGCCAACCCGUUGCUAUCAUCAGUCUCAUUCUCUGUUUCCUUGCCAUCGUCGCAAACUGCUUCUCAAUUCUUGCAACCAUUCUGGGCCCAAAUGGCAUGGUAACACACAACAAGCUGAUUGUCAGCCUUGGACUGUCUGACAUCCUGCUCAGUUUCAGCGUGGUGAGUCACACCGUCAAAAAGGUAUUCAUACCCUACCCCAACCCAAACUCCACCCAACAGGAAUUCCUCACAUUCUAUUGCAUGACAAUAUUUUCAUUUGCACUCUACACAAUGGCAACAGUCAUCUCCCUGUUGAACCUGUUUGCAAUGGCAGUGGAUCACUAUGUUGCCAUCAUGAAACCCCUUCAUUAUGCCGCAUAUCUCUCUCGUGCACGCGGCAACUGCUUUAUCGUUACCAUAUGGAUGCUGGCAAUUCUUUGUGGAUUUUCAGUGUUUUUGUCUGACUUCCGAAACUAUGGUCAAAGUGAUCUGAAUUACUGUCAUUAUCUGAAGAAAAGAGAUUUCCAAGGGGAAUAUCUCAUCAUAGCUGUUGCAUUCUUCUGCCUCCUGAUUAUCCUGUACACAUAUCUUCGUAUUUACAUUGAAGUUCGACGAGUUCACAGACAAGGCCCAUCAGCACGAAUGGAUUACAUACGAAAUCGGAAGGCUCUCUUCACAACCUUGGUCAUCAUUGGAACAUUUGCUGUUUGCUGGCUGCCGACAUGUCUGAUGCAAAUAAUUCUUACAAUCCAAGCCAAACAAAGUCCACAGUCCAUCAUCAAGCACUUUGGUGUCCUGCUGCGUCUGCAGCGCUAUCUCAACUGCCUGAUUCUUGUGAACACUCUUUGUGAUCCCACCGUCUAUGCAGUUCGUCUCAGAGAUGUUAAACUUGGAUACAGAAGGAUUUUCCAGAAGUGUCUUUUUUUUCGGUCCAAACGCAGAGGCAGCCUACAGCUGACUAUGGAGCGCCGAAACACCCAAAUUGCACGUCUGCUUACAAUGGACAGUAUCGCAAUACCCACCGAGAAGGAGUCAGGUAACAUACCCUGUACAACCUCAGUUGACAAGUGCAGUGAUUCACCAUCCAAAGAGGACCAAGUGUAAUCCAAUCAGUUGCUUCUACUCAGCACUUCUGCAGCAUAACACCGAAUGUUUCGCUGCAGACGGAUCUGCUGAAUAGCGUUUCCUAAACUCUGAGGAUACUGAAUCUCUAGUCUGACCAUCUUACAAACAUGAGGUAUCUGAUUGUCACUGAUGGUAGUUGCCUAAUUCUGACAUAAGUAGCCUGUAUACAGAUGAAUAUUAUUCUUAUUGACAACAGCAAAUGAGACUUAUCACACUGUAAUCAAAUGACACAAAAUCAGGACACAGAAAGAUGUGUACGAAGAUGUUUUAGUUGGUAACACUGACACAAGACUUCAGUGUUGAGUGUUAAUUCAUAGACAGAUUUUUCACCUGGCAUCAACUUCAUCUCCACCCAAGUACUUGACAUGUAAAGAAAAUCAAUACUGACAGUUCAUAUCAAAACAUGGUAUAAAAAGUACUUUUUUUAUACUGUUCAAAUAUAUCCUGACAGCUGCAAGGGUGCAAGGAACCAUAUCAUCAUCACAAUUUACUAAGUAUAUCCUGGUAUGACUAAGGGACCCAACUCUGCAUGACAAAUCUUAAUGCCCAAGACAAUUUACCAUCACUGUGUAUCCUAAUCAUAGUAUCUAUCAUACUACAUGUUUGUGUACUUAGUCUACAGGGUAUACUUUUCGCAAACAUGAAACUAAUAUACACAUACAGAUUUGAAACUGAGCAAAGGUUAAGUCACAGACGGACAAGGGAUGCUAUCUCUGACCAAUGGGUAAUGCAUGAAUUAAUACAUUAGGUUAAGUCUCAGAAAGUUAUUAACGCUAUCGUAUGACCUGAGCUCAUAUGAAUAAAAAAUACAUUUCAACACCUGUUUACAACAUAAGACCACACUAAAAUGCACACUCCUGCUGACUUUCACAGAUGCACAUGUAUAAUAAAAAGAAGGAUAAACAAUACUAGGCAACAGAUUUGCUGAUAUGUAGAUUUUGUAGUUAGAAAUAAUCAUUCUAAUUAGCUCACUUUAGCCAUGUUUUAGGACAUGAACCCACCAGAACAAUAACCCUUGCAGGCACAAAAAGGAAAUAGAGCCACAAGGCUGUAGCUCACCUGAAUGAUGAAGAAAUAAUGGUGGCCAUGUUUAAUGUCAGGUGGGAAUUCAGUGUGCAAUUUUUAGACACGAUACAUAAUCAUUAAUACAGUGUUUGCACCCUAGGAGCGUUGUUUUCAGAGCAGAUUCUAAAUGUAAAGGUUAAUGAUGCAGUCGACACAAUGACACAUGGUCACAUGGCUAGUUGUCAGCCAUUUGUUGGUGGUACGUUUUCACAUCACUAGUACAAUAUUCAGUUGACACUUUCCAUAUCCAUAAAAGUUCAAAACAAUGUUUCAUCUUGAAACUAUCCCCCUGGUGAGAUACUGGAUAAGAAACAUCAUAGUUCAAACACAUGUGAUUAGUAUUUGAAACAUCAAAGAUUUGUGGAAAGAUGAAAAUCUCUUUGUAAAGUACUUACAAGCUCUUUUAAAAUACAAAAGGAUUGUGUGCAGAAGAGGCUGUGUAUGAACAUUUAGACGUUGUUUUGAUAAGUAUCAAAGUUAGAGAGAAACUACUUUAAAAUAUGGAUGUUGUGUGGAUAUAUCAACAGACAAUUCUGGCAUUUACUCCAGGCAGUUGUGGACAAUCAAUACAACGUCCACUCAGCACUUUACGCUGACAUUUACACACAUCACAAGACAGUGAGAUAAUGAGAGGAGUUGGAGGCAAGUUCUAGCCCAACCAUGUGAGCAUUGGGGAAGACAGCCACCUGUUAGUAUAGUUAGGCCUGUUAGUAUAGUUAGGCAUGGCGUUCAGUGUCUUGCUUCAACAAACACAUUAAUGUUAUCUCUUUUAGCUACAUACUAGAGAUUAGAGAAGUUGUUUAUUGGAUAUUUUCAUGAAUUUUUAAAGUAAUCUUUUAGAAUUUAUAUUUCUUUAUUUUGUGACAUUGUUAGACAGAUCUUAAGUAGAUCCACAUAUCAAAACAUCCUAUGGUUUUCAAUAGCAAACCAAUGAGAAACAAUAUCAUUAAAAGUUCAAAAACAAAGAUCAUGGAAAUCACUUAAUCAUCACAUUAGAACAGCCUUUAGCUGACGUCUUCUGACUAAAGAAAUUACUAACAAAAGGUUGAUAUUAUAGUCCGUUUGGCUCAAAAGCGGACUAAUGAAUUCCAAUCUAACUCGAAAACUAAUAAAAAUAUAUUACUCAAUGAAACACUGAUCAUAAUCAUAACAUUAGACCAACUCGGUGAGUUUUUUGAAGAAUUAAUGUCGUAAUAAUAAAAAAGUUGUUUAACAAACUAUCAUUAAAAUAUUUACACAGUUCACUAUUUGUUAUGAGGGAGGAGUGCAAAGAGAGGAACGAGAAAAGAUGGAGACAGCACAAUACAGGUAAAUGACUCAAUAACUUUGUCGGCACUUGUUCUCGUGCUUCUCGUACACCUGGGUGUCCCUUUC